Molecule: messenger RNA, 2654 nt
Organism: Bombyx mori (domestic silkworm)
Lineage: Eukaryota; Metazoa; Arthropoda; Insecta; Lepidoptera; Bombycidae
Product: sodium-dependent noradrenaline transporter
Exons: 13
Coding region: 168-2021 (617 amino acids)
Biological process (GO): sodium ion transmembrane transport
Cellular component (GO): plasma membrane
Source: RefSeq, a predicted model, not a curated record
UUCAGGAAUACGUAUGUAUUGCAUAAUGUAUUGACAGACUAUUACAUCAGUAAAUAACAUGCUUUCAAAAUAUUAAUGAAAACUUAUCAUCAAUUUCGAUACUAUGGAGCGACACUUUUAAGUCUUACAUUUUUAUUUAAAGUUUAAUUAUAAAAAACUAAAACAAAAUGCCGCUUCCAAGCACUGUUUUGGAUUUCACUUCAAGCGUGUCCAUUUUUUCGGAUAAAAGAGAUUACGCAUUCGACAACCGCCUCCGAUGGAACAGUAUAAAGACAUUUAUUUACUUAGCUUGCACAUAUUCAGGUUCGACAUACAAUUUCGAUUUAUUCUCCAAAAUUUGCGAAAAAGUGAGAAUAUAUGAAUUCGUUUUGUGCGAAGUGACGAUAGGCAUGCCUUAUUUGUUCAUGGAUAGUUUUAUUAAGCAAUACACGAAAAAAAAUGAUUGCAACAAACACUUGAAUCCGCUUCUACGGGGGAUAAGCUUCGGUUUGUUCCUACAAACUGCACUAUGGACAUUAUUAAACGCGGCGUACUUAGCGGACUCAAUGCGCUACCUAAUCUACAGCUUACAAGAAUACCCGUUGUGGACGAGAUGCCAAAAAGCGGAACAUUGUAUUCCGGUCCAAGACGUUAUAUCGAGAUGCCGCGAGAACAAUGUCACCAAGUUUUCCGUUACAUCAGCUCAUCUCAACUACAUGGAGACAUUUUCACAAGUUGACAGACACGUGUUGACUACGAAAUUGUUCAUAAUGGCAUUAGUCUGGAUAUUCAAUUUCUUUUUCUCUACCAUUCAAACCGAUUUAUUGAUUAAGUUGUUUCGUUUGACAGCUAUGUUUAGAUUAUUUUCAACACUUAUAACUGUUUUGUUUAUCGUGAUGACAACGAAGUCAUACGCUGCGACAGCUUUUGUACAAAUAUUGGAUAUAAAGGCACCUCACUCGUACACAUUAUCUAUAGAUCACAUUUCAUACACGUUUGGAAUUGGAUUUUUGGGACUGUAUGACUACGGGUCCGUGUCGCCUUAUACGAUGGUCGAUAAUGCUGUAGUCGCUUUUACGGUAGCAUUCACGACAUCCGCUUUAGUUCGAGCGUGGAUCGUGAGAAUAUUGUAUUUGGCCUUGAAAAGUUGCGUAGAAGUGGAAGAUUCUGUGAACCCGCAUUAUCUUGUAUUCGCUAUUUUACCUAUGAGCACUGAAUUUCUUCACACGCACAAAUUGUAUACGUUCUACAUAUAUUUUAACAUCAUGUUCGCUUCGAUGGCGUACCUCACGAUGUUGACGACAACCAUGUCUAAGCUAUUACAGAGCGAAUUCAGAUCCGUUAAAAACAUUUACAUUAUUGGGAUUCUUUGUUUUCUUGGAUUCAGUUUGUCCCUUCCAAUAAUAGUGUCCGUGAAAACAGCGGGUCCAAUAAAAGGUCUGUUAUCUGGAUUGAGAGCUACCGUUCUAUAUCUGGGUGGCUUCAGAGUGGCCGUAGUCAUGUGGGUGUACGGGGUACAGAGAUUUUCGACCGAUAUACAUUUCUGGCUCGGCUUCAAGCCAACUAAGUUUUGGACAAUGUGCUGGACGUUGUUGCCUAUAGUGUUAUUGAUGUUUUUGAUACAAAAAAUCUAUCUUUUAACUCAAGUGACAGAUUUCAGUCACAACGUAUCGGCGGUUUUGUGGAUUGUAAUAUCGCUGACGACCGUGGGGUUUUUUCAGAUCAAGACACUAGCGAGAUAUCUCGUUCGGAAUAAUUUGGCAGCAGUUUUCAAUUCCAAUAAAAGAUACGGACCGCCUGAUGCGGAAGAUCGUAGAAAAAGGGAAAACUACGACGAAACAAUAAGUCAUCGACAGUGUAAACACAACUGUAAUAUCUUGGACGACGUCAUCGAUUGUGAUCAUAUGCCAAUUAUGGUGAAGACAAAGUCCACUACAUCAUUGUCAAGCUUAGAUAGGUCUAUGACAAAUAUUUAUGAAGCCGAUCCUUUGAAUACAUUAACGACUUCUAGUGGUUGGUUCAAAGCAGAGUCAGACAACUGAAGCUUAUUUAUAGAUUUUUUUAUUUUAACUUUUAUAUGCAUUUGUGAUAAGUUGAACUGUUGACAAGGAAGCAUUUUUGGAAAGUAGAAUUCAUAAAUGAAAUUAAAACAACACAAAAAUACAAAUCUCAAAAAUACAUAUCUGUGAUUUAUUCGUGUAGAAAUAUAGAUUUUCAGAGAUCGCAGACAUUCAAAUUUUUAAAACCAAUUCGAUAUAUACAUCAAGUGUGGCUAUAAUAUAGCAGCAAAGAGGAAACGAUUCUAAGCACGCUUGCCACUCCGAGAGAUAAACUAAUGGUACCAUACACUAACAAGAUUCGCGGAACGUUGAGAGCACGGUUGCAAACUCCAAGAACAUCAGGCCAUCCCGCAACUUCCUCGAUAAUUAUUUUAAGGGAAACUUGCAGUCGGGCGUAUGCCGAGCUUAAAAGCUGUGUUUUGUUUAUGCUGCGGCACUUCAGUCUAUCGGUAAUUUAGUUUUAAUAAUGUUACGUCUGCGGCUGAGUGUGUUGUCAUUUAUCAUUUUAGAAAACGUGCUAGAGGAUAAUGUUUGAAUUAUUAGUAUUGUGUAUGUUUUUCAUUUGUAUGCUUUUGUGUGCUUUCAAUAAUACCAAUAUAUUUUUAAAAGUUUAAA